This is a messenger RNA of Brenthis ino (lesser marbled fritillary), 3543 nucleotides long. The record is from the annotation of a GenBank genome assembly. NCBI's taxonomy places the organism in Eukaryota, Metazoa, Arthropoda, Insecta, Lepidoptera, Nymphalidae.
AUGAAUGAAAGUGAGGGCGAACAAGAGUGUGGUGUUUCGACGCCAAAGAAGAAACGCGUUGAAAGAGGCGAUUUAAAAGUGAAGAAAAAACAUAGACAACAAAAAUACGGAGUCGAAUGGGAGAGUGAUCCAAAAUUUAGUAAGUGGCUUACUCGUGAUCCUCAAGAUAAUUUCAAAUCACGAUGUAAAGUCUUGUAUUCAAGAAAAAUGGAGGUUUCAGGUGCAGGGAAAUCUCCAAAUACUUCACUAUCAUUUAGAUAUAAUGCAAAUAAUGAAGAACUAGAAGAAUUAUUUCAUGAGUGUGAUGAUGAUCGCCCAAUACCCCAAGUGGAGCCACAAGUCAGGUGUGAAAGUGCCAGUCCAAAGAAAACUGAGAAAACAUCCUCCAUAAUUGAUAAGUAUUUUAAGUCUAUUCGGAAUGAAAAACCCUCAGAAAAAGUAGAUGAGGUUAAAACAGAUGUUAAAUCUGAAGAAAAUCGGGCUCCAAUUGUACCUAAAGAGGUAUCUUCUUCUCCUGUGAAAGAUUACUUAAACCGGUUUGGUAAAAGAAGUACAUCUGAUGUUAUACCUGAAGGUAAAGAAGCGAAUGAAACAUGGAAAAUAUUCCAUGAUUUUAAAUUCAAGAUAGCACAGGCUGUUGAAGACAUGAAGACUCGCUCUGUUGAAGAAACCAAGGAAAAGACGUUACCAAGGGAAAAUUCAACUUCAGAUUCCGAAGAGAACUCGGCAAUGAAGGACUUAGACCAGCAAAGUAUGGGUGACACUGACAAUCAGGUGUCAUCAUUGGAUAGUAGUAUACAGAACUUAUCAGACGUAACUCAACCAUUAACAGCUAAACCCACUGAGUUUGAUUUGAAUAAGGAACCUAACACUAAAAAUAAUUCAGAUUCUAGUGAUGAUACACAUAAAAAUUUGGCGCACAGUGAAUCUGAUUUAACAAGGGAGUUAAUACAACAAGACAGUCUAGAAGUUGAAUCUGGAAUAGAAGCUCUCGAAGAUACUAUAGACGCUUUCGGGGACGUUAAUCAAAUAGAGGCAGAUGAAAGUAAAACGCCUUUGGACACUGGCGUUACUCAACCGGCCCAAUCACCUUCAAACUUCGGACUUCCCCCGAGCAAGAACAAUUUACACAAAGACGAGUCUUCGACAAAACCAAAAGCUUACUUCUUUAAGUUUUCAAUGUAUUUCCUAACAAUUUUUCUACUUAUAAACUAUUUGUUAUUUCCAAAUUCGAACGCUUGGAAUGGUUUUUUGUUGGGUAUUUGGUUUUUCUAUUUUUCGAGCUGCUUGAAGGAGUGGUUGUUGGAUACUUACUUCACUGAUGAGCCUAGAAAAGGGUAUUUCCAAUUGAAACGCAAUAAUACUCUACCCUUUACAUACACUAUACCGUCUGUUAAGGAACACAGACCUCUUAAAAAAUAUGAUGGAUGGAUCAACCAUUACAGGUAUCCAGAUUAUGAUCCAUACACUUAUCACAUAAACAAGACGACAACUGCUUUUAUGAAACUAGAGGGUUGCAAUCUACGAAUUUCGUACACGAGAACGAAAGUGGCGAAACGAGCACUCUGGGAUGAAAAAAUAGAAAAUAUUACUUUUUAUCAACAUCGAUUAUACAACCUCACUGGAGCUAGGGUUAUAUUGCUACCUAAAGGACUUGUAAGGAGGCGGCAAUGGAGCAAGAAAUAUCCCAUUUGUAUAAUAUUAAGUGAAAAAGAAAAGAUACAAGUGUUAGAAAAAGAAAAUACGUCGAGUGAAAGGAAAUCGUCAGAGUCGUUAGAAAGAAAAAGCAAAGAGUUGCCGUUAGAGACUGAGAGUACAGAAACAAAUACUAGUCCGGAGAAGAAAAAGAAAUUUGUAUGGAGGAGACGAGAAAAAAGCGUCACACACAGCGAAGUUGACGCAGGAAAAGAAGGACUACGUCACAGGCUAGUUAGAAAAAUCCAUAGAGAUAAGAAAGCAGACAGUACGUCGGCUUGUACGGAAACUGAAAGCCAAGGACAAGUGGACAAAAAUAUUCAGUUAGAGGAUUCUUUCGAUGCUGAUAUGGAUGUUUCCAAAUCAGUGACAAGCGCCAAAGAAGAUGACGACGAGUUAGAUGAUAGCGAACUGUGUAGGAUAAAGGAGUUUCUAGAAGAAACUGAGUUAGAUGCCGGCGCAGAGGGCGCGUCGGAGGGCGAGUGGAGUGUGCACGUGAAGCAGUCCUGCGACAAGCACUCGCACCUGUAUCUGUUCGCGCGCACCGGCAGGGACAAACACGAAUGGUACCGUCGCUUCAUGAUAGCGAUAUCAGAAGCGAACGCGUCGGUGGAGAGCUCGGGCGCGGAGGACAGGCCGGCCAGCGACACGGAAACCAAGGACGGCAUCGAGCUCGCCGUAUACAAGCUCACCGAGAAGGAGAACGUCGCGUUUGGCAAGAGUAAAUCGACCGAAGCGUCGACGGAAGGCACGACGAUGCCGUCGCCCUCUCACCCCGUGCCUUCCAGCUUCGAAUCCUACGAGAAGUCAUUUUGGCCGUAUUUAAAUAAAAUUAUACAGGCCUCUAAAUAUAACCAGAGUGGCGGCGCUGCGGCGGGCGGCGCGGCGUGCGAGUGCCGCGCGCUGCCCGCCGACGUGGCGUGGGCCAACACGCUGCUGGCGCGCCUCAUGUACGACGUGAUGCGCGACCCGCUCAUGCUGGCGCGCGUGCAGGCGCGCAUACAGCGCAAGCUCAACACGCUCAAGCUGCCGUCGUUCAUGUCGCCGCUGGUGAUCACGUCGCUGCGGCUGGAGGGCGCGUGCCCGCUGCUGAGCGCGCUGGCGGCGGGCGCGGCGGACGCGCGCGGCGCCUGGCUGCACGCGCGCCUGCGCUACGACGGCGGCGCCACCAUCACCAUACUCACGCAGAUCAACCUCAUGAAGCUGAAGGAGAAGAAUGUCACAUUAGAAGAACAGUUGCUUGUAACGAAUGAAAAUAUAGUUGAAAGUGAAGUUAAUGUCUCGCGUCAAGGCUGCGUGUCUCCGGAACUAAAAAAAAGGAAACCGGCGAUCUACGACUCGGAGGUGGAGGACUCGGCGGAGUCCAGCAGCGACGACGAGAGCCCGCCCGUGCAGCCCGUCGACAGCGCUGAGAACGUGCCGCUCACCGAGUCCGCGUCGUCCACAAAUGAAGGUGUAUCUUCUAAGAAGAAAUUUUUGAGAAUGGUUGACAAGAUAGCUACCAAUAAGUAUUUCCAAACGGUGACGGACUACAAGUACGUGAAGCGCGCGAUGGAGGGGCUGUCCAACACGGACAUCAAGCUGCAGCUGGAGGUGCGCGCGCUGGCGGGCGCGCUCGCCGUCAACCUGCCGCCGCCGCCGCACGACCGCCUGUGGAUCGGGUUCUCGACCAACCCACAGUUAGUCCUGAAGGCGCGGCCCGCGUUCGGCGCCCGCACGCUGCGCUUCGCACACAUAACCAAUUGGAUAGAACAGAAGCUCACGAAGGAGUUCGAGAAGGUCCUCGUCUUACCCAACAUGGAGGACAUCAUCAUAGACGUCCUCACACCCACGCCCGUUGAAUUUGAG